AUGCGAUCCCUCAUUUUCACAAGGUGUCUCGCCCUGUUCCAAACCGCCUGGAGCGGGUGCUCUGGCAACGACAAGCGGCCACACUCCCGCGAACCAAGUGGUCAUGGUGCACUGAAUCAAUCCACAAGAAAGAGGUCAGGCACGGCCGAUGUUGCUGUCUUCGGGCUAUCAAGUGUGUUGUCACAACAGCAGCCAAGUGAGAGCAGACGUCAGGCUGGAAAAGUCAGGCCGGUUGCAACGGGCCAAUUAGUAACCGUUGGAUGGAUGGCAGGCAAUCUAGUGGCUUCCCACCAUCCAACAAGAUACGGCCGACUCGUGGACGAAGAAGCCUUCACCUGCUGGGGCAUCAAGGCAUCCAAUCGCCAGGUGAACCGGUCAGCGGGUGUGCCAGCGGAUCACCCGAAAGCCAUCACCAUUCUCGCAUGA
Molecule: messenger RNA, 426 nt
Organism: Uncinocarpus reesii 1704
Lineage: Eukaryota; Fungi; Ascomycota; Eurotiomycetes; Onygenales; Onygenaceae
Exons: 2
Coding region: 1-426 (141 amino acids)
Source: RefSeq, a predicted model, not a curated record